This is a messenger RNA of Lottia gigantea (owl limpet), 858 nucleotides long. RefSeq lists its product as hypothetical. The transcript has a single exon. Lineage: Eukaryota; Metazoa; Mollusca; Gastropoda; Lottiidae. The record is from RefSeq and is a predicted model, not a curated record. The coding region runs from base 1 to 858 and encodes 285 amino acids.
AUGACUGAUCCAGUUGCGAAUAAGACAUUAUGGAUGAUGACUGAUCCAGUUGCGAUGAAGACAUUAUGGAUGAUGACUGAUCAAGUUGCGAUGAAGACAUUAUGGAUGAUGACUGAUCAAGUUUCGAUGAAGACAUUAUGGAUGAUGACUGAUCCAGUUGCGAAUAAGACAUUAUGGAUGAUGACUGAUCCAGUUGCGAUGAAGACAUUAUGGAUGAUGACUGAUCAAGUUGCGAUGAAGACAUUAUGGAUGAUGACUGAUCCAGUUUCGAUGAAGACAUUAUGGAUGAUGACUGAUCAAGUUGCGAAUAAGACAUUAUGGAUGAUGACUGAUCAAGUUGCGAUGAAGACAUUAUGGAUGAUGACUGAUCCAGUUGCGAUGAAGACAUUAUGGAUGAUGACUGAUUCAGUUGCGAUGAAGACAUUAUGGAUGAUGACUGAUCCAGUUGCGAUGAAGACAUUAUGGAUGAUGACUGAUCCAGUUGCGAUGAAGACAUUAUGGAUGAUGACUGAUCCAGUUGCGAUGAAGACAUUAUGGAUGAUGACUGAUCCAGUUGCGAUGAAGACAUUAUGGAUGAUGACUGAUCCAGUUGCGAUGAAGACAUUAUGGAUGAUGACUGAUCCAGUUGCGAUGAAGACAUUAUGGAUGAUGACUGAUUCAGUUGCGAUGAAGACAUUAUGGAUGAUGACUGAUCCAGUUGCGAUGAAGACAUUAUGGAUGAUGACUGAUCCAGUUGCGAUGAAGAAAUUAUGGAUGAUGACUGAUCCAGUUGCGAUGAAGACAUUAUGGAUGAUGACUGAUCCAGUUGCGAUGAAGACAUUAUGGAUGAUGACUGAUCCAGUUGCGAUGAAGACAUGA